CAGGACGACGCUGGAGUGAAAACUUUGAGCUAGAAAACGGUCGCUCUUUAUUUCAUAAUUAGGUCAUUAGUGCAAAAACGACUGCGACGACACGGAAUAUUAUUUUUAUUAUGGUGUUGAAAAGAGUGCCAUCUUCAGCACUGUAACACAGAUUCCCGGCGUUGAAACAACUGAUAUUGCUUUUGCAAUGUUGAAGGGCCUGAGGGGUGACGGCAUGGCGGAAGGCGAUGAAAGCGCAGGUGGGACGUGGAAAGAGAAGUACAUGGCCCUCGAGGCCCUGCUCUUCAAGUUCCGUGGACAGAUGAGCGUGAUCCGAGAGCUCACGGCAGAAAAGAUGCAGCAGUUGGAGAUGCAGGUGUUGGAAGCCGAGCGUCGGGCAUAUGAGGCCAACCAGCAGGUGCAAUGGAUGGAAGAGCGUCUAAAGGCAUCAGAUAUCCAGUCAAGUGAUUCAGAGCUGCAGCUGUUCAGGCGCUGUCAAAAUCUUCAAACGGUACUGCAGGAGAAAGACGAGCUUAUUGCCACCCUAGAGCAACAGCUGGAGGAACAGAAACAGAACCGAAUCCAAGAUGCCAAGACGGUUGAAGAAAAAGCAGCUAAGAUCAAAGAAUGGGUCAUGCGGAAGCUGAAUGAAUUUGAUAUAGAGAAUGCCUCUCUGAGAGAGAUCAGCCAACAACAGGAGGCUGAGAUACAAGACCUGAGAAGACGACUGCAAGCCAUGGAGCCGACUUUGGGUUCUGGUGGCCCAGUGCAGCCCAGUGUGGGUGAGGCCCAGCGGCUCAGCAGUCUGACUUUUGGCUGUUUCCAAAUUAGAGGGAAGAGCCCUCAGGUACUGACGGGCCCAGAGCCGGCACAGAAGAGUGUCAGCACCCUGCCGGAUCGUGAGCCCACACACACAGACUGCAGGAGACCCUCUGCUGAUUCUGGAAUGAAACAAGAUUGCCCAGAAACAGAGUGUGUUGGCCGAUGCUCUAAGGUGGGAUCAGAGGACGAGGUGAUCACACUGUUCUGUGGUGACUCCUCUAUCCUCUCCAACUCUGCCUCUGAAGGAGAGAGGAGUCUGUUUGGAGGUUUGCGUUUCAGCCGACCCACCAGUGAGACGUACCACACAGCCUCAGACGACAGCAGCUCGCUGUUUGACGAUGACAUGCAGCGCGUGGAGUACUCCAGACUUUGCCUUCCUGGCACCAAGAGUGCUUCAAAGAGAGACAGCGAGAAGGUGGAUGCUGAGGAUGGAUCCUCAGAUGAGCUGAAUAAGCGCUUCCAGUCGCAAUGUCUUGAUUCCUCAUCGUCCUCCAGUGACACAAACACUCCCAGCCCCAUAUUAACUCCAGCUCUCACGCCAAAGCGGCCCACUCCAUCACGAGACUCCCAAGACACCACAGCCUCCCCCAAACAGCCCAGACUGCGUAAUCCAAAUGCGUUUACUGUUAGUUUGGCAUUGGCUAAAAAGCAUCUGAGUCAGCCUCCGCUGUACAGUGAAGCCGCCCAUGGGCGGACACGAAACGCCUUCAGCAUGCUACGUCCUCUACGGCCUCAGGAAACAGACAUGGACCAAGAGCAAAAGAUGGAGACUGGUGAAAGAGAAUGUGUGCCUGAUGUGCCUCCAGCAGAAGUGCCACCUGAGGAACUCGAAACACUCGACGCCUCUGCAGCCGUGCCCGGGAGUAAACCUCCGACCCCUCCACUGCACAGACUGCCUUCUUGGGAGAGCAGAAUAUAUGCUGUGGCAAAAUCUGGAAUUCGUCUGUCUGAGACGUCAUGUACAGAUGUAGCUAAUAAAGACUCCUCCCACCCAUUCUCAUGCCCUGCCUACAUGCUCUACACAUCCCUCAUCUACAGGAACACAAGCACACCUGUCUUCACCAUACUCAAAGGGAAGGCGACUUUGUUAAGCAAUGGUCAGUUCUCUGAGGAGUCGUCUAGUUCUGAGGAGGAGGACAGUUCGGAGGAGUGUCAGUCUAACUCUGGAGAGGAGGAGAACUCCCAGACCUCUGAAUCAGAAUCACACAAGAUGAGCAGCCAUGAAAGCCCCGGCUCCCUUAAGAGAGCUGUGUCAUUGUCUUCUAUGACAUCUGAGAGUGACUACGCCAUCCCUCCUGAUGCUUACUCCACUGACACUGAGUGCUCUGAACCUGAAAACAAACUGCCAAAGACCUGCUCCUCCAGCAGUGACAACGGCAAAAGUGAGUCUAUGGAGAAGUCUGGAUACCUGCUCAAGAUGGUCAAGACAUGGAAGAAAACGUGGAAGAGGCACUGGUUUGUUCUGAAGGACGGGGAGCUUCUCUACUACAAAUCACCAAGUGACGUAAUCCGUAAACCCCAAGGUCAGAUUGAGCUGAAUGCGUGUAGCACUAUAGCACGUGGUGAUGGCAAACAGAUGCUUCAGGUGGUGACAGGUAAGAGCGUGUGUAAUCUGAAGGCAGAUUCCCCAAACCUCCUGGAGGAGUGGCUGAGGGUCCUGCAGAGCAUCCUGAGAAUCAAAGCUGCGAGUCCGCUCUUCACUCACCCUGACGCACAGCCUGUUAUGAAAGGACAUCUGAUUUUCAGUGUGAAAUAUGGCUACUCUAAGCAUGUGUGGUGUGAGCUGUUUGGGAAAACUCUCUACUACUUCAGAAAUCAAGAGGACAAGUUUCCUCUGGGUCAGAUCAAACUGUGGGAGGCUCGUGUGGAGGAAGUGCAGAAGUCAUGUGACGUAGCUGAAGUCUCUGCUCAGUACACCCUCUCCAUUCAGUCAGUGAGUCAGGACCCAGCAUACCUGCUCAUCGACUCGCCUCAUGAGAAGACGGCCUGGCUUUUCCAUCUGUCUGUGGCCGCGGGCAACGCAGUGGGGCAGGUGGGGACUGAGUUCGAGCAGCUGGUUGGUAAACUGCUCAGCAUAGAGGGAGAUCCAGGGUCUCAACUCUGGAGACACCCGACGCUGUGCUUCACUAAGGAAGGACUGUCAUCUCCACUCACCACCCUUCCUUCACAGGCUCUACAAACUGAAGCCAUCAAGCUCUUUAAGACAUGUCAGCUCUUCAUUAACGUGGCCAUUGACACUCCAGCCAUAGAUUAUCACGUGACUCUUGCCCAGUGUGCACUACAAGUGUGUCUCACCCACUCAGAGCUACAGAACGAGAUCUACUGCCAGCUUAUCAAACAGACACGCAAGGGGCAGCCACACGGACCGCCGGAACCACUGCAGGGAUGGCAGUUCCUGGCUUUGUGUGUCGGCCUUUUCCUGCCCACACCCCCUAUUCUGUGGUAUUUGCAGGUUCACCUCAAAAGACACGGAGAUUCGAGGACGGAAGUGGGAAAGUAUGCCAUUUACUGUCAGCGCUCACUGGAGCGGACGCAGCAGAAGGGGGAUCGGCAAGCCCGGUCGUCACGAAUGGAGAUCCUAUCAAUCUUACUCAGGAACCCUUAUCAUCACUCUUUGCCCUUCAGUGUGCCUGUACACUUCCUUAACAACACCUACCAGGUUGUUAGUUUUGAUGCUUCAACAACAGUGGAGGAGUUUCAGAGUCAGCUGAACCAGGACACGGGCAUGAGGAAAACCGGCCAGUCUGGUUUCAGCCUUUAUUCUGAUGACCCCACUGGCAAAGACCUUGAGCACUGUCUUCAGGGACACCUGAAGAUCUGUGACAUUAUUUCAAAAUGGGAGCAAGCCUCGAAGGAGCAGCACGCAGGGAAAUCAGAGAAUGCCAGGACAGUGAAGCUCACUUAUAAGAACCGGUUAUACUUCUCCCAGCAGAUGAGAGGGGAGACCGAGAGAGAGCGUUUGCUUCUGGCGUACCAAACAAAUGAGGAAAUUACUGCUGGUCACUUCCCUGUUAACAAAGAGCUUGCUUUAGAAAUGGCCGCCCUGCUUGCUCAGGUGGAGUAUGGAGACUUUGAGCGUCCAUUUAGUAGUCCAGGUGGUUCAGGAGCUGCACAGACUAAAUCUAACCAGACCCUAAAACAGGUUCUAGAGCGCUUCUACCCGAAACAUUACCGACACACCUGCAUUGAGGAACAAAUAAGGCUGUUGCUGCAGAGGCUCUCUACCCGAUGGGCUUCUCUGAGGGGUCGGAGUUCAUCAGAGUGCAUACGAAUCUACCUGACAGUGGCUCGCAAGUGGUCAUUUUUUGGAGCCAAACUAUUUGAGGCUGAGAGAAAGCCUGUAGCUCCAUCUCCACAGAAGAACGUGCGUGUUUGGCUGGCAGUACAUGAAGAUGGAGUUAACAUGCUAGAGUUCAACUCUGUAAAACUCCUGGCAUCCUACCCUUAUAAAAGCAUUGUUGCAUUUGGAGCAUGUGGUCAGGACUUUAUGCUGGUAGUAACUCUGAGUUCUGGCACCAGCACAUCCAAAGAUAAGUCUACAGACAAGCAUCUGUUUGCUAUGGCCCCGUCAAAGGUUCGAGACACGACGUUGCUCAUAACCAGCUACAUUAACUGCACACAACAACAAAAAGCAGCAGCGCACCACCUGUCGGCCCCAGCCCUGCUGCUGGCUCUAUCUGGAGAGAUGAAGAACAAGGAUUCGAGGAGCAAGACUCCUCCAGCCGCCUGCAGACCCAGCAAAGCACCCACCCUCCUUUAAGUGGCCCGUACAGUAUGUGGUGGUGUUCACUCAGGAUAUACAGUAUGUCAGUCCAUUCUCAGCUGAUCAAAAUCCCUGGCUAGUGUCCAAAAAACCAUAUUUACAAUAUACUGGUUCACAUCAAAGAGAAUUUGGAAAUCUCUUUAAAUCAUCUAAUACUUCCUGUUGGGGCUGAGGGUGACAUGGCUGACAGUAGUUCUCAACAUUAAAACGGAUGAGAUCCCCGUAAAUAAUAAAAAAUAAAUAUUACUGUGCAUAUGAAAAUGAAAUGUAUUACUUUUUUUUUUUUUGCAUUGUGACAUUUUUAUGACAUUUUCCACCAAAUUGUCAUUAACAUAUUUUGU
Sinocyclocheilus anshuiensis is the source of this 4905-nucleotide messenger RNA. RefSeq names its product pleckstrin homology domain containing, family H (with MyTH4 domain) member 2 (gene plekhh2). Gene Ontology annotation, molecular function: actin binding. Gene Ontology annotation, biological process: negative regulation of actin filament depolymerization. Lineage: Eukaryota; Metazoa; Chordata; Actinopteri; Cypriniformes; Cyprinidae. The coding region runs from base 188 to 4561 and encodes 1457 amino acids. The transcript has 31 exons. The record is from RefSeq and is a predicted model, not a curated record. Gene Ontology annotation, cellular component: cytoplasm; cytoskeleton.